Macadamia integrifolia is the source of this 1413-nucleotide messenger RNA. RefSeq names its product phenylcoumaran benzylic ether reductase Betv6-like. The record is from RefSeq and is a predicted model, not a curated record. The coding region runs from base 267 to 1214 and encodes 315 amino acids. Lineage: Eukaryota; Viridiplantae; Streptophyta; Magnoliopsida; Proteales; Proteaceae. Gene Ontology annotation, molecular function: oxidoreductase activity. The transcript is spliced from 5 exons.
CUAUGUGCAAUGAGUUAGUGGUGUUAAUGGAGUCAUAGGAUGAGGCAUCAAACAUGAGAGGCAACGGCAAUGUUACCUUAAGAUAAUACCGAUGAUGUGUCCAAUCUUUUGCUUAAAAAUAAAUAGAUGGAGAACAACAAAAAAUAUCUCCAUAUCAAAUUCCCUCUAUAAAUGUGGCUUGAUUUUUCCCUAAGUUGUCUGAAACCCACCAAGAAGCUCAUUACCCCAAUUCUCUUUUCCUUUUGAGUCUACAUUAUUGAGUAACAAUGGCAGAGAAAAGCAAGAUAUUGAUCAUAGGAGGGACUGGCUACAUCGGGAAGUUCAUAGUGGAAGCCAGUGCCAAGUCCGGCCACCCAACCUUUGCUUUGAUCAGGGAGGAGAGCAUGGCUUCUUCUUCUUCAAAUCCAGCCAAAGCCAAACUCAUCCAGAGUUUUAAGAACUCUGGUGUCACCUUACUCCAUGGGGAUCUGUAUGAUCACCAGAGUUUGGUGAAGGCUAUCAAACUGGUUGAUGUGGUGAUCUCUACUGUGGGUCAUACCCAGUUGGCAUUGUUGGCAGAUCAAGUGAAUAUCAUUGCUGCCAUCAAGGAAGCUGGAACAGUGAAGAGGUUCUUCCCUUCCGAAUUCGGGAAUGAUUGCGAUCGUGUUCAUGUUGUUGAACCGGCGAAAACUCUACUAGGGAUCAAGGCUCGAAUUCGCCGGACCGUUGAGGCUGAAGGGAUUCCCUACACCUAUGUUUCUUCCAACUUCUUCGCCGGCUACUUCCUUACCAAUUUGUCACAGCCCGGUGCCACUACACCUUCCAGAGACAAAGUUGCCAUCUUAGGGGAUGGAAAUCCCAAAGCAAUUUUCAACCAAGAGGAAGACACUGCCACCUACACGAUCAAAGCAGUGGAUGACCCAAGAACCUUGAACAAGAUCCUCUAUGUCAGACCACCAGACAACAUUUACUCUUUCAAUGAACUCAUAUCCCUAUGGGAGAAGAAGAUAGGAAAGACCCUUGAAAGGCUCCAUAUUCCAAAGGAGGAACUACUCAAAAACAUCCAAGAGGCUCCUAAUCCAGAGAAUCUGACUUUGGCAAUUGGGCACUCAGUUUAUGUAGAGGGAGAUCAGACAAACUUCAAGAUAGAACCUUCAUUUGGGUUGGAGGCAUCUGAACUUUAUCCUGAUGUGAAAUACACCACUGUGGAUGAAUACCUCAGUCAGUUUGUGUGACAGUCAUGAACUCUUCUUCCAAAUAGUAAUGUUAGGUAUUGUUCAAUUUGCUUGGUAACUACUAAUAGAAAAAAUGUUGGGAGAGUGUUUUAGGUGUUGCCUGAGAGAGAAUUUGUGGUUCUUGUUUGAUUUCAGGUAGAAGAUGUUAUAGACUUUGGGAAUUUGAUAUGAAUGAGACAAUGAUAGUUUGGUGGGCUAA